This is a messenger RNA of Trichoderma virens Gv29-8, 789 nucleotides long. RefSeq lists its product as uncharacterized. NCBI's taxonomy places the organism in Eukaryota, Fungi, Ascomycota, Sordariomycetes, Hypocreales, Hypocreaceae. The transcript has a single exon. The record is from RefSeq and is a predicted model, not a curated record. The coding region runs from base 1 to 789 and encodes 262 amino acids.
AUGUCUGACGACGAAAGCCUCAACUACCCGCUCUUCCGCGACUGUCUCUCCGCCACGAUUCUCCAGCCUGUCCCCGCGCCGGAGCCGAAGCGCAGGAGGCGAGCCAAGGCGGGGCGAACAUCUCCAAUCCCGGCCCCGGCUCCCGAUCCGGACCGGGACGCCGAAGAGCUCGCCGACUUUAUCGAUUACCUGGCCGACGGCAUCUUUCAGAAUCUUCCACAGGAUCUACAGGAGCUGGACUACCGCUCGUGGAGGGAGUCUGAGGAACUGCAGGCGCAGUACUCAUUGCCACUGACGCCGGAUAGCCUGUCGAAGCUCGACUUGCCGUCCUCUAUCUGCGAGACUCUCAUCACAUACAACCUCAUCGCUCCGGACCCGACUCAACCUUCGCAUCUCCCGCCCACACCCGAAGCUUUCCUGCUCCCCAUCCUGACAGGAUACCUUACCCCUCUCAUUGAGCCGCCGCCAGCCACGCCGUCCACUCGCACGGAUGCCUGCGAGCUUUGUGAGCGGUCUUGGAUCCCUCUGUCAUAUCACCACCUCAUUCCUCGAUUUGUGCACGAUAAGGCCGUCAAGCGCGGAUGGCACCGUAAGGAGGAUCUGCAAAACGUGGCGUGGCUGUGUGGCGCGUGUCAUAGGUUUGUGCACCGGUUCAAGAACCAUGAAGAUCUGGCGAGGCAUUACUACACGGUAGAGCUUUUGUUGGAGGAGGAAGAGGUGAGGAAGUUUGCAGAGUGGGUUGGGAAAUUGCGCUGGAAAGGCGGCAAGACGAGAAGCAGGAGAUAUUAG